Molecule: messenger RNA, 1935 nt
Organism: Cuscuta campestris
Lineage: Eukaryota; Viridiplantae; Streptophyta; Magnoliopsida; Solanales; Convolvulaceae
Source: the annotation of a GenBank genome assembly
AAAUCUUGGCGGGAGAAUCAGGGCCCAUAAAAAACAUAGGCCCAAGGGAAGCCCAAAAACACACUUUUAAGCUUACCGCCAAAUCAGAUGACGAUCAAAGCAAUGUGUUCAUCGAAGUCUCAGAACCCUAAAGAAUGGAGGUUCACAUGGGAAGCUCAAUCUCACAUCCCAACCAUCAGAUUAUAUCUCUUCAACCCCCACAUCAAACCCGCAUCCGAUUGCGCCCAUCUGCGAGUCGGCACAAGCUUGGAACAGUAUGUGCUCACUGUAAGCUUCAAUGGAAAUGAAGCUGAAUCUCCAGUCGAGAUCUCCCUCAGGGUGCCCAUUCCUAGGGUUUUGGUCGACUUCGAGUCUCCGGUGCAUUCUAGACUUCUCGAUGAUCACAUUGAAGUCAAGCUCGGUCUUCUCCUUCCCGUUGAUCAUCCACUCGGUUCUAAUUUUGACUCUGUGCUGAAUUCACUUAAAAAAGAUGAAUGCGGUAAUGAAAUUUUGGCAUCAGAUGGGGUUAAUCCACUAUCUGCUUGUUUAGAUCUACAACGACUAUCUGCUGCGGGUGAAGUGCACUUUUACUGCAGAAGUUGCUCAACAAAAUUGACCAGAGGUAUCAGAACGUUUAAGGAGAUGCCAUCUGUGCAUUGGAGAGAUGUUGCAGACAAUUGGUUUGGCACAUGUUGCUGCUCGUUUGGGGGUAUAAGUGAGAAGUUGGUACUGAAUUAUGCUAGAUCUUAUUUGUGUGCAGCAGGCUUGUGCUUAUUAAGUGAGUCUUCAGUUAUUAUAAGUGUUGAAGACAUUUUGGAGGGCAAACUCCCUAGUAGGAGCUCAACAAAAAAAUACGAUUCUGACAAAUCUGACCUGAAAUCAGAUGACAUCAAGUAUUUGAACAGAUUCACAUUUGGAAAUGUGAAUGAUCUACAGAAAACUCUCCACCAUGAAGAUCUUUGUGAGGGGGUGCAGGGAUUUAAAAACAGCCACUAUGUAAAUUGUUGCACUAUUGGUUCAUGUGAAAAUCCCUUGGGGCAGUGUGAGUCCUCUGUUGAUUUUGAACUCCCAGUGAAUCAGAAAAUAUUCCUGAAUGGUUAUCUUGGAGAUGUUUUCAUGGCGAGACCCUCCAAUCUUUCAAAAGAUAUUGAGUGGAUAGAGUUUUUUUGUCCCAAAUGUGCACAUCUUCUUGGAGCAUAUCCUAGCCGCAAUAGUCAUGUACCUUUGGAUGGUGGAGUUCGACUCUAUAAAUUCUACAUUUCAACGUCUUUGCCUGCCAAUGGAGUGCACGAUUUAUUUAGGAAUUAUACUUUUGAGAGGGUGUUCACUAGUCUGUUGCUGGGAAGUGCAAAAGAUGAGCUUUCAUUUAGGACUGUGGUUAGAGAUCUGCACAAUCAAUAUCAUUCCCUACAAAUUGUUCUCUUGAACCCAAAUACAUGGAGCCAUGCUGGAUUGUGUUUGCAUGCCAUAGAACCAGUUCCCAAGAUUAAUGUGUACCCGGCAAUCAAAGUCUUAUUUUCUCCCAACAUUAGUGACGUGCAGCUCGAGCCUAGGAACGUAGAAUGGGUAACAAAGAAGCAAGCUCAAGAGGUAUACCUGCUCCCUUCUCAAAUGAAAGAACUGAUUGAAUAUUUGGAGAAUGCGCACAAUACAUAUCCACCAUCACAUACUUUCUCACAUGGAUUCUCUGUGUCAUCCUUGAAGACAUGAAUGGUAAUGAACUUUUUAGUCUCUUAGACUCUUACCCAUUUUAUCUAGGGACCUAUCUCAAUUUGCCUAACAAACUUCAAGUAAAAAAAAACUAUUUGUCUUGUUUUUUCUGCUCGUAGUGUUGUAUUAUCCCAACUGUUGUCUUCUUGCAAGAAUGUUGCUAGAUCACAAAUAUAUUGAGAACCCAAAUACAAGAACCCACGUAGAUACAUGAUAUAUUGAUAUGGCCCGAAUGGCUGUUGCAUG